AUGAAGAAAAGGAAAGCCAAUAACAAAAUUGUUUCUUUUGUUUCCGAAAAUGGCAGAGUAGAAGAUGAUUACCUAAAGGUGAUUAAUCAUUUUAUUCAUCACUUUCAAUCUUUCUUUGGUUGUUCUAGUGCAGAUUUUGGACAUAUAGACUCUUCACUUUUGAACUUAGGUCCGAUACUGAAUCUGGACGACCAAAUAGAGCUGAUUAAGCCUUUCUCUUAUCAAGAUGUCAAAACAGCCAUGUUCAGUAUAAAUGCUGUUAAAAGUCCAGGGAAAGAGGUGUCUAAUGCAGUGCUUGAGUUCUUUGACACAGGAUAUAUCCCGAAAUCUUUGAAUAGUACUAUUUUAACUCUUAUUCCUAAAGUUACUCAUCCUACAAAUGCCACAGAGUAUAGACCAAUUGCUUGCUGUAAUACUCUGUACAAAUGCAUCUAA
Messenger RNA from Humulus lupulus (European hop), 435 nucleotides. RefSeq lists its product as uncharacterized. The transcript has 2 exons. NCBI's taxonomy places the organism in Eukaryota, Viridiplantae, Streptophyta, Magnoliopsida, Rosales, Cannabaceae. The record is from RefSeq and is a predicted model, not a curated record. The coding region runs from base 1 to 435 and encodes 144 amino acids.